Molecule: messenger RNA, 2313 nt
Organism: Penicillium cosmopolitanum
Lineage: Eukaryota; Fungi; Ascomycota; Eurotiomycetes; Eurotiales; Aspergillaceae
Exons: 3
Coding region: 1-2313 (770 amino acids)
Source: RefSeq, a predicted model, not a curated record
AUGGCCUCUGCCUGCCUCAGGGCUCCAACCACGCCCUCUCAAUCCGCAACAGCACCCCAGAUAUCUCGGUCCCGGGGCCCUCCCCCGCAAAGACCGCCGCGUCCAAAUGAAAUGCCCUCGCAGAUGCCAUCUCAAAUUCCAUCGCCGUCUAUCUAUUCUGUUAGGAGUGGCAUGGAUUCCGAGACUUGUUCCAAUUAUCCAUUCCCAACACGGCCAGCUCGAUCUUUCUCCCAACCCAAAGCUUAUCAGAAUCAUCCGCCGCGCCCUUAUACAGCCGACGAUGGCUCAUGCCCCAGCCCCACAAGCACAGUGGAUAUGACACCGCGCAUUUCAAUCUCUACUGAAGAUCUGUUCCGUCAUUCCACAGCUUCCACUUCGUCUUCUGUUCCAACUGUUCCGCCAAUCCCAUUGCCAGAGCCGCCUCUGCCUUUGGGUUACCCGCAACCACACCGGACAGCAGGGCUUGCUGCCCCAAGUGCUCAGAAGACUCGUGCCCGGAGAUCCUCCGUCUCGCCUAUUCCGGAAGAACUCCCUAAUCCCCGCCAAACCCUUGGUUCUCUUGCCUCUAGCCGUGCCAUUCCCUCAAGCUGGGGCUCUGGACCAGCUGAAUCAGAAAUCCUCGGGGCUUACCUUGAUACGGAAUCUGAAGAUGAAGAGCACUCCCAAGACACCGUCCGAGAAGACAAGGCCGCUCUCGUGAGAAAUGCCAGCGUUGGAAAGCGGGGAAAGCCAACAAUGCGUACGAUCUCGAAAUCCAACCCUAAUUCUGAAGUGAUGGUCCCAGACGUCCCCUCGACCCAGCACAAGGGCGAUUCACAGAGUGACGUCUCAGAUGGUGCCGUGAUCACAGUAGCCGCCAUCGGCAAAGCUAUGCGCCAGCCGACCCCAGUCCGACGAGCAUCCGCCUCGACUGUGUCAGGUGAAUCGUACAUUGAUCCCGAAAAGCCACGCUUUGCGCAUCCAGUCCCAGACCACAUGGACUUGUAUCGAGAUACAGGUCUGGAAAAGGAAGUGGAGGCUCUCCCCGCUGCCGCACCUACCAUGAGUGACAAGCGUCCUGGUGGCCGUAAACCACCUCGUCUGGAUAUCGGCGCCGUACGAAAUGCCGAGGCACGCGGUAGUCUCUCCAGCUUGUCUGACCUGAUUCGGCGGGCGACUAAACUCGCAUCUAACCUGGAUCACGGAAGGACAGCGAGUCGGAACGAUGCAUUGAACCCAGACGCAGAACCGAAAGCUCCAUUUGGACGACGCCGCAACUCCGGCUCCAUUUCCGAUAUUCUACACAUGUUCCCUAACCCAGCCUUGGAUACCCCCGACAAACCCCGUGGCUCCUGGCCUGUAUUCUUCGGCCGCUCCGGUCUACGCAACGGUGAAGCCCUCGGCUCGAACGCAGAUGAACCUGCCGCCCAGAAGCCCCCACGCCGGUGCUGCGGCAUGGCGCGAAAAUGGUUCAUUAUUCUCUGCGUGGUUUUGUUCAUCAUCAUCAUUCUUGCCGUCCUCCUUCCAGUCUUCCUCGUCGCCGUCCCCAACGAAAAGUCCAGCAGCAGCGACACCAGUUGUGCCUCUUCCAACCCCUGCGAAAAUGGCGGUGUGAGCGUUUCGAGCGGAACACAGUGCUCAUGCGUUUGCUCGAAUGGAUAUACCGGUUCUACAUGCACCACUUCUGGUGAUAGCAGCUGUAUCAGUUCGAACGUGGAUAAUGGGACUAUCAGCAAGAAUGCCACGAUGGGUAGCUCUCUGCCGACUAUCUUUAACCAGUCAAAGACGAAAUUCGAUAUCACUCUCGACCCUGUCACGAUCAUGGCGUUGUUCAGCAUGAACAAUAUCUCCUGUAAGACGGAGAAUGCGCUCAUUGCUUUCAGCGACGUCGACCGUAGCAGCAGCAGCAGCAGCGACUCCACGCAACCCACCCCCACACUCCUGGCCGCCCGAUCAGAGCAAACAAUCAACGGAAUCCUGGUCGACGGCUCCGGCAACCACAGUGGGUCCAAGAAUACCGAGACCGAGACCAAGACGACGUCGAUCGCAGCGAAUCCAGCGACGGCGACCGCCACAUCGACCAGCAGCUCCAAGGCCAAAGCGACCGGGGUACCGGAGUCAGUGAUUGAGUUCUCGCAGGUGGCUGUGCUCUUCAUUAUGCAGGAUACGGGGUCCCUUGAUUCGGCGCUUUCUUCUGAGAAGGAGAUUGCUUCGUAUUUGAGUGAUUCUUAUGCGGCGGCUAGUAGGCCUUCGUUGGAAUUGAUGGGGACUUUCUCGUUGGACUUUGCGAAUAAGACGAUUACGCGGGAGGGGACUGGAUUGACGGUGCAUUGA